Vittaforma corneae ATCC 50505 is the source of this 2007-nucleotide messenger RNA. RefSeq lists its product as uncharacterized. Gene Ontology annotation, cellular component: MCM complex; nucleus. Lineage: Eukaryota; Fungi; Microsporidia; Nosematidae. The transcript has a single exon. Bases 1 to 2007 code for a protein of 668 amino acids. Gene Ontology annotation, biological process: DNA replication. The record is from RefSeq and is a predicted model, not a curated record. Gene Ontology annotation, molecular function: single-stranded DNA helicase activity; ATP hydrolysis activity; single-stranded DNA binding.
AUGGAGACAGGCGAAAUCCCACUCAAAACAUGGAGUUUGUACUUUCCAAACGAGGAGUACACUGCAUUUAACAAGGAAAUAUCACUUGUAAUUGCUAUAAGAAAAACACUAAGCAUUUCUCCUCUUGUUCUAAAAGGCAUUAUAGAUUCUGGGAUCUUCGAGUGUGAAUACGCUACCUUUUCAAAGUUCGACAGUCCCUCCUCAGCUUGCAUUUCAAGCACACUGAUGUGUUUUAGCUGUGCUGUUAGUGAAAGAAUAUUUGAAAGCUUCGGAAAGGCCAUCUAUAUUGAAACAAGGAUAAUUAAUCACAACGAAAUCUGUCAAUUUUCUGAAAUUUCCACAUCUAAGGUUGAUACACUGGUAACCCUAAUAGGAACAUGCUGUAGAGUAGGCUUUAGAAAAAUUGAGAAUCUUGAAUCAUAUUUUGAGUGCGUCAAAUGCUCAAAGAUUCUCAAGGUACAAAACCAAAACAAUAUUUAUAGAAUACCUAAGUGUCCAUGUAAAAGUAAAAGUGUGGUAUUUCUAUCUGGACAUACAAGUAUGAAAUGUACCGAUAAACAGGAAAUAAAAAUUCAAGAAAUAUUUACGAGUGGUAGUAACACAAAGAUACUUGAAAUUGAUGUGUACGGAUCCCUUGUUGGAGCUUUGGCACCAGGCGAUAUGAUACAAUUAACGGGAAUUGUUAAGGCAGAGCUAAGUGGGGAGGCGUAUAAGCUAAAAAUCAAAUGUAACAAUCUUCAAAUAAUCAAAAAUAGAAAUAAUUUAAGAAAUGAACAAUACUUUCAGACAGAUUUUGAAAUUUUUAAGAAAAUUUCUGAAGAGCCAAACCUGAUAAGCAUUUUUAUAAACAAUCUUUAUCCUGAUAUUUAUGGAAAUACUUUAAUAAAGGCAGGACUGGUACUAUCUUUGUUUGGAGGUACCAGGAAAUACGCAGGCGCCCAGUCUGUCAGAUCUGAAAUCCACGUGCUGAUUGUUGGAGACCCUGGGCUUGGAAAAUCAAAACUACUGCUUAACACUUGUAGUAUCCUCCCCAAGUCCACAUAUGUCAGUGGAAACUUUUGCACCACAGCCGGUCUCACUGUUUCUAUCAGCCACGAUCCUAUUACUGGUGAAUACAUGACAGAUGCAGGUGCGUUGGUAGUUUCCGAUGGUGGAGUGUGCUGUAUUGAUGAAUUUGAUAAAAUAGAUGACCAUACAGCACUGUAUGAGGCGAUGGAGGAUCAGAAGGUAACAGUAGCAAAAGGAGGAGUAUGCUGUAGUGUGCCUACUAGAUCUACCAUUGUAGCAGCCACCAAUCCAAAAAAUGGACAUUUUGACAUGACUAAAUCAAUACGAGAGAAUUUAAAAUUUGAUCUAUCAUUAAUAUCAAGAUUUGAUCUUGUUUUUAUCUUGAGAGACGAUCUUAAUGAAAAGGAAAACUAUGAGAUAGGAAACCAAAUUUUAAAAAAGAGACAUUGUGGAAUGGAAGAUCCAAUAUCUUCAUUGGUAAAAGACUUACGAUCUGAUGCAUUCAUUAAAAACAACAGUACCGUUUACACACCAGAAAUAUUAAAGAAGUAUAUUGAAUAUGCUAGAAUGACAGUUAAUCCUGUAUUGAGUAAAGUAGCCAAACAGAAAAUAAAAGACUAUUACCUUGAAAUCAGAAAAGAGAAUAAUACAUCGAUACGGAACCUUGAAUCAUUAAUGAGACUUACUGAGAGCUACGCACGAAUGGAACUAAAAUCUGUAGCAUCAGGCACGCACGCUUCAUUUGCAAUAAAUCUCCAUCGAAAGAUAUUCAUCAAAGAUGAAAAGCAAGUAAAGACAGGAAAAGUAAAUUUUGAAGGAAUAUUAAAAAAAUACAUAGAAAUAAAUGGGACAAAUACAAUCAGUAAGGAAAAUUUAAUGGAUCUUAUACGACAGUUAAAUUCAACGAAACCCGAACAGGAAGUCCUGGAAACGUUAAACUUUCAAGGAUUGAUAAUUAAGAAGAGCAGUCAGGAAUAUAAAAUAAAUAUCAUAAACUAA